Nematostella vectensis (starlet sea anemone) is the source of this 2842-nucleotide messenger RNA. Its product is annotated as allene oxide synthase. The record is from RefSeq and is a predicted model, not a curated record. Gene Ontology annotation, molecular function: iron ion binding; monooxygenase activity; heme binding. The coding region runs from base 376 to 1833 and encodes 485 amino acids. Gene Ontology annotation, biological process: sterol metabolic process. The transcript has 12 exons. NCBI's taxonomy places the organism in Eukaryota, Metazoa, Cnidaria, Anthozoa, Actiniaria, Edwardsiidae.
AGCUGUGGGUUCCAUAACUGCGCGGCUGGAGCCCUGCUGAAUUGUUUUUACAGGUUAUGUUAAUGUCCUCUCGUGUCAUACGACUAGUUAAAGCUCAGUCGACCGUGAGAUAACGUUGAGGUCCGGAACAAGCACAGAAAACGUCGGAUUAACAAGAGUCACGGUAAAGCUACUAGCGAAUUCACUUAAAACGUAAUACGAGGUCACACUAACCUGAAGCCACUCAACUUCCAGACUUUUCAGUGAAAUUGUUUAAAAAACUUUUGGGUCCGCUGGUUUAAGAACUUCAAGGAUAAAGCCGGCGGGAUUUGGAGGCAGCUAAUAACCAAAGCUGCGCAGAUAUUUCGUGGGAACGAUUCUCCUAUUAAUUUCAGAAUGGCAAAAGCCUUUAAGAAUCGUUCCCCGGUGGUAACGCCGGUAUCUGAUGUAGCACAAGUUCCCGGGAGCGACAAGCAGCGAUUGUUUCACCUUGUUCGGCUUGUAAUGCUCGGCCAGGGGUAUUUCCGCAAGCGGAUGGAGAAGUGCCGAAGUCCGGUGUUCCGAGUCAAUAUGGGCGUGAAAGGUGUCGCUAUCUGUGAUCGCAAGGCCAUAGAUGCCAUGUUUGAUGUAAAAGUGAUUCGCAAGGAGCCAGCGUUUGGCCGACUCAACUACAAUCUUAUACUCCUGGAUAACUACGUACCGUCCAUCUUUACAAACGAUACACCGCACGAGAGACAGAAAGCGUUCCUUAUGAAAAUCUGCCAGACGGCACAGGAAGCCCAAAUACUACCCACAACCCAACGCGUGGUGACCCAAUACCUGGAAAGAUGGGGGAAAGCAGACGCGAAUCUGAAGCAAGAUUGGGAGAAUGACGUCCGUGCAAUGCUAAGUGACAUAUUCACGGAGGCAUUCCUUGGUGUCAGUGUGAACCCGACCUUGAUGUAUAAUAUGGUCAAAGGAUCUUGGGCGAAGCCAGGCUCGAAACUGUUCAAAAAAGCAGAUGAUGCCGCUAGACUCCUCCGAGAGUUCCUCAGAGAAGCACUCCAGAAAUCCACCAAGUUACAAUCGCUGUUGUCUACUGCCGUGGACGCUGGUGUCACCGAGGAACAAGCCCUAGCUGACAUUCUUUUUAUGCUCAAUUUUAACGCGUAUGGCGGUGUCAGUGGAGCUUUGAUAGGCUGUCUCGCAAGGCUGACCGUGACAGACCCGAAAUACAAGGACGCCAUGCGACAUGAAGUGAUCAGCGCGGUCGACGAAGAUGGCGUGACACACGAAUCACUUAACAAGAUGAACAGGCUACACUGGUUUGUUCUCGAGAAUUUACGUAUGUGUCCUCCUGUUCCUCUAUUCUUUGGUCGAGCCCGAAAUGACUUCAUCCUUCACUCGUCAAGAGGGAGCUUCGAUAUCAAGGCGGACGAGUUGCUCGUAGGAAACGUUUACGAAAUCCAAAGGGACCCCAAUGUCUUUGUGAACCCUGAAGUGUUCAUGCCAUCACGAUUCGAGGACGGCGUGCAGAGGAAUAAAUUGCUGGAGUACAUGCUGCCUGGGAAUGGUCCCAUAAAGGAAUCACCAACAGCAAGCAACCACCAGUGUCCAGGCCUUGAUAUCACCUUCACUGUCUUAAAGACAGCACUUAUGUAUGUCGUGACCUGUUGUGACUUCUCGCUAACACGGAUUCCAAUCUGGACGGGUAAAAAGUUACGACGAAUAGGAAGCCCGGAUAAUAUUGUACAGCUGCUAAGUUUUAAAUAUUCACCGAGGCGUCCGUUAGUGCAUAGGAAUAGUUUACAAAUCGAUGAUCUAGAAGAGAAGCAUAACUAUCUAGAAAAUUCCAGCACAUUCCAGAAACAUUAAGUGGAUGAACAAUGGGGGGACUAUGCAAGGACAGAAGUCACAGUAUAUACUCAAUGUUUGAAGGAAGCGUCACGAUAUCGCACAAAUCACAUACCACAACUUGUCAUGUUCACGACAUAAAAGAAUCACAUAACAAUAUGGUGUCAUCACAUUACGCCGGGCUGUGAAUAGUCACAACAUACCUUGUCGCGUCACUACGUCGUAGUCACGCCAAUUCUUGUCACGAUCAAGUAAAAAUACGUCACGUAACGAUGUUGUUCGAGUUACACUUAGCCUCGCGCUACUCCACAGUCACAUUACGGUCACGACAUGAAACCAUAACGUAACUAUACAGUACGUUCACGCUCUUCGCGUCACGACUUCAUACGUGAUGUAACGAUAUGGUUCGGUCACUCCCACCACAACCUUGUCACGACACAACACGUAACGGUGCCAUCACACUAUGCCACAGAAACAUCAACUUUUGCCACGUUAACGACACGACACGUAACGAUGCCAUCACACUAUGCCACAUACACACACCUUGUCACGUUCACGACAUAAAACGAUUGCGAAAAUACAUUGUAUAGUCACACUACGCCAAAGUCACACAACAACAGUGUUACGUCACGACACUAAACGUUAACGACACAUCACGUGACGAGAUGCUUACACUACGCCACAGUUACAUGACGCAACGAUGGUACGGCGUCCACGCCUCGCAACGCCAAAAUCCCAACAGCAUGAAAAUAGCUACAGCAGAAUAAGGCAAGCAAUACAACAAUAUGAGAUCAUAGCCCGACAUAUGGUACAAAGCAAGAAACCGAGAUAACAAAUGUGAUCUCCAGUUAUAUAGAAUAAUGUAAAUAUAUGUAAUAUGAAUAAGUGAAUAUAAAAUAUAUUAGUUCUAGAAAUGUGAACAGGCAUAGAGAAAAUGAGCAAUGAAAUAUACAUAUUCCUUAUAUUUCUUUGGAAGUCAAUGUUAUCCAGUCACUUGUAAAGAUGAAGCAAAGAUAUUCGCAUACUACUC